CGACCCGCGCGCCUGUCUCGUCAGUUCAUUCCGUGCUCGUGAGCCGCCCGCGAUACACGUUCGCGUCGUUCGCGCACCCGUCGCUACCCUCGACGCGGCAACUAAACAUAGUGUGCUGUGCAGUGCUUAUAAAACUUGUACUCAUCUGUGACACUGUGCCUUUGGACACGAAUAGACAUAGGGAAAAAUUUGUGGAGUUGUGCGAUACGAAGAUUGCGGUCCGGCGGGAAGGCGAUUCUUUGAGCGACGAAAGGGUUGGAGUGCGGGGUGCGAAGCGGGCGGAGGGCGGCGCGAGGCCGCGCAAGCGCCCGCCAGUAGGCCGCGCCGCGGCUCCGACACACGCGUUGAUACCGGCGCGCGCGAUGGACGACAAGCCGACCGCCGUCGGCGGCGAGGAGCACUACAGCCUGCGCUGGAACAACCACCAAGCACAUCUGCUACGCUCCUUUGAAGCACUUCUACAUGCGGAAACUCUAGUCGAUGUCACCCUGGUAUGCGCCGAGCGCCGCGUCCGGGCCCACAAAGUGCUUCUUGGCGCGUGCAGCCCUCUAUUUCGGCGAAUAUUCAGCGAGAAUCCGUGCAAGCAUCCUGUGAUCGUGUUAAAAGACUUCCAAGGAUGGGAAGUGCAAGCGGUAGUUGACUUUAUGUACCGUGGAGAAGUUUCUGUAGCUCAGGAACAGCUGGGAACUGUUAUUAAAGCAGGAGAAUCACUACAGGUGCGAGGGCUGGCUGAUCAGGAUCGUGAGGAGCGUUCUCCUCCUCCUACCCCGCUGGCGAGAAGCCCAGUCCAGACGACACCACCAGCGCCGUCCCCGCCAGUGAGCCCAGCGAGCCCACAGCCGCGACGCAAGCAGGCUCGUCCACGUCGCCGCUCAGGAGAAUCAGAUACGCCAGAGAAUUUGUCGAUGCGCCGAUCCCCCAGCGGUGGGCUGAAAGCGGUGCGCUUGGCGAGGCCCAGGUCGCCACCAAAACAAGAACAAAGUGAUGAACAAGAGGCGGAAGUACCACCGCCACCGCGAAUGUUUCCACCACAUCAGGAUAUGUUCCCACCAGUGCCACCAGCUGCUGUGUCUGCUCUAUCUCUGACCCCACCACACAUGUUCGGGCUAGACUCGCCCCUGGGACUGUUCCCGCCGGGCAUGGAACACAAGAUGUACCCACUGAUGGACGUGGAACACCGGGGUCCGCCCCUAGACACACAACUCUUCACCAACGUGAAAAAGAAAUGGAGACCGAAAGGGCAGCACAGCGCACCACGAGGCGGCCCACCCAGAUCCUGGACGAACGCCGAACUGACAGAAGCACUACAACAUGUAUGGAACAAAAAAAUGACUACGAGUCAAGCGUCAAGGAUCUUUGGUAUACCUUACAAUUCCCUAUUGAUGUACGUACGCGGAAAGUACGGCAAAAGUUUAAAGCUGGAACAGCUACGGAAGGACUGCAUUGGCGGACCUCUCGACGUGCUGAACCUCAACUCGGGCAACAACAACAACAAUCACCCCCCGAGUAAACACCACGAUAAAGACGAUCAUCAAAACUCAAGCCAAAGACCGGCGAGCUCCGAACCGGAUAUCUCUUCAAAUCCUAUGUUUAAUCCAUUCCCUCCAGGAUUUUAUCCUGAAUUUACUCCGGGCUUCCCGAUGCCGCUGAACAUGCUGCAUCUGCUCCCGCCAAACGACAAAGCGCGGGAGCUAUAUCAGUCCAUGCCAAUGGCUUUGGACUCUCUUUCGGGUGUGACAAAAGAAGAGGACUGUAAGAGCGACCGGUCAAAGGAAAACUCUGCAGAUGAGGAAGGAGACUCUUACCGCGCGCCAUCACAUCCGCCGCAUCCACCUGAUAAUCGCACGCUCCUCCAUCACAACGGGCAAGACUAAAAUUGCACCGUCUUCCAUCUGUUAACAAGUCUUUGAAUCCCACUAUACCUUCGGCUGCUAAACGAGGACCUUAUAGUAAGACCUAAUUGGAUUAGCUGGUCGCUCUAUUACGGACUAAAACAAAUUAGGUAUCAAAUGAGGAACACUUGAGUAUAUAGGUAAAACUGGAAUUUGGUUAGUGAAUUACCAAAGUAUACAGAAUCAAGUUACCUUUUUGAAAGAAACCUAAAUAUGUAUUUCUUAUUUUUGUAUAUCCUUUUCAGUACCUUUAACCUACUGUAUUUUUAUAUGAGGUACAAACAUUUUUUAAUAUAUUUUAUAAUAUUUUUUUUUUCGUCUAUAAUGAGGACACCGGGUUCUGUAUGCGUGCGUUAGUUACGAUGUGUAAUACUUGCUGGAACACGUGUAUAAGUUGUGAUCUCUUUGAAAUACACUAUAAAAGUUUCAGUUUUGCUAAUGUGUUUCCCCAGUAACUGCGUAACAAUAUUUUUAGAGAGUAUUUGUAAAACACCUCCGUAGCUCGCGACGAGCGGCGUCCACUUUAAAAUUAGUUAAAUUUAUAUUUAAACAUGUGUUAAUAUUGUAAAUGUAUAUUAUAUCGCGUAAGUGAUAGGCGAUAAUUUAUUCCGAAGGAGUGCAAUAAGUAUGAAAGGUGUUGUGAUUGUUAUCGUUAAGAUUUUCCGAACACAUUUUUAUUGUUAACAUUCCAUUCAUACAUUCCACAUUAGUUGGUAGGUGACUCCAUAUCGUUUGCGGCGCAAGCCGCCUAUUUUAGUUACUGUACAAAAUAAGUUUCGCUUCAUAAGACGACGGACCCGUUGUGUUAUAAUUCCAAUGUAGAUAUUAUGUGUUAAAUGUGCGAUUCCACUUCUGCAUUUCACCAAAGUUUGUAAAAUAUUUCGUAAUAAUAGUUAUAUUCGAUGAUAAACAAUUUUAAAUGUAAAUAGUUAUUGAUAAAUCUAAUGGGGAGAUGGGGAUAUAAAGAAUUAACCAUUAUUAUAGACAUUAAGUGUCUAAAAUGGUAAAUAGUAGUGUAUUUGUAAUUGUUGUAGUAUUUAGUGAAGUGAAUAACAGUGAACUGUUCUGGUAGGGAAGCAGACACGACACAGACGGUCCGACGCACUAGUCAAACAUCUGACACUAACACAAAACAUAAACCAAGACACGCUAACUUCCAUCGAAGUGGUCAUGACGAUUAAUUGAAUAAAUUACUUCGCAACCAAAAACAUAAAGUGUCAAGGUAUUCAGUAAAAUAACAAAUCUAUUUUAUAAUAUGUGAUCCCUUAUAAGGCUUCGUUGAAGGCUGAAACAAUUCAGCGGGAGCUGUAAUCACAACUCAUACUGUAUUAUUUUGUAUCUGGAUUCUUCUAUUGAAAUUACCCUAUUAUAAAUAUCCCGAGAGCCUAUAUAAACGGAUUGCCAACUUUAUGUCUGGCAAACACAUAAAAAUCAUUGUCGAUGGUAGCUGCUCCGAUAGCAUGGAUAUUAAUUCUGGCACCCCACAAGGCUCAGUGCUAUCCCCAACGCUAUUUCUACUGCAUAUCAAAGAUGUUAACCUUAGGCGACAUUUAUUACUAUGCCACCUCAGGUUAACAUGUCAUAACAGCACUGGGGAUGACGGGUCGUAAUAAAAUCCCUCAUUCCAUCGUGGAGGACAAUCGUGAACAAAUGUCUCAAAUCGAGAGAACGCUAGCCAGGAUCACCGAUUGGGGAUAACAAAACUUAGUCCAAUUUAAUUUCACUAAAACAUAAGCUUGCGCAGCUUGUGUAUUAGCGGGAUUAUCACCACUAAAAACCCCAUUUGUUGUGGCACCACAAUGCCAAGGCACGUCCCUUAUCAUCUCUAGAAGCAUUGGGAUUUUUGGCUAACGUACAGUUCUGUGGCCAGCUAGAAAACAAAGUCGAUCUCGCAUCCAAAAACAGUGUAUUUAAAGCGAAGUAAUACUUCGUGCCGAAUCAAGGAUUGCUGCUCUAUAAGUAGUAAAUCUAGCCCAACAUGGAGUUCUUCAUUUAAGUGCAAAGCUAUGAAAAUUGUCGAUGAACUAGGAUUACAAGGGGUAUCGAGCCCUUAAAAGUCUUAGGAGAGAUUUUGCCUCACUCUGCGUGUUCUACCGCUUGUACAAUGGACUGUGUUGUGAGGAAUUUUAUAACAUGAU
Molecule: messenger RNA, 4030 nt
Organism: Galleria mellonella (greater wax moth)
Lineage: Eukaryota; Metazoa; Arthropoda; Insecta; Lepidoptera; Pyralidae
Gene: lov
Product: protein jim lovell
Exons: 3
Coding region: 363-1874 (503 amino acids)
Biological process (GO): regulation of transcription by RNA polymerase II
Cellular component (GO): nucleus
Molecular function (GO): protein binding; DNA binding
Source: RefSeq, a predicted model, not a curated record